Molecule: messenger RNA, 1794 nt
Organism: Sardina pilchardus (European sardine)
Lineage: Eukaryota; Metazoa; Chordata; Actinopteri; Clupeiformes; Clupeidae
Product: Fc receptor-like protein 5
Exons: 7
Coding region: 1-1794 (597 amino acids)
Biological process (GO): cell surface receptor signaling pathway
Cellular component (GO): plasma membrane
Molecular function (GO): transmembrane signaling receptor activity
Source: RefSeq, a predicted model, not a curated record
AUGUGUGUCCACCAAGGCCCAUCCUCUGGAUUGCACAUCAGGCCAAGUCUCAGUAUCUCUCCACACAGCUGGGCAGUUGAAGGAGACUCAGUGACUCUGAGCUGUGAGGUUACAGAUGUCUCCGGCAACUGGACAUUCCUCUGGUACCAAGCUGUUAAAUACAGAGUGGACUUACCAUCCUUUCAGUACAGAGGGGAGUAUUACACCGCAGAGCUCCUCCCAAACAGCAGCAGAGGAGCUGGAGGCUCCUACACGCUCAGCCCCGCUCCUCUUGAGGAAACUGGGCUUUAUGUGUGCAGAGCAGGGAGAGGAGAUCCAGCCUACCAGACAGGCUUCAGUAAUGUGGUACCUCUCUGGGUUUUGGGUCUGUCUCCUCCAGCCUCUCUGGUCAUCAGACCCAACAGAUCUCAACACUUCACACACAACUCUCUCUCUCUGAGCUGUGAGGUGCAGGACAACUCUACUGGAUGGACACUGAGAUGGUUGACUCAGAGACGUGAAAGAUCAGCGUGUCCUGAUGGGUGGGAGUCAGAGGCAGGGCCCACAUGCAGCACCUCAAGCCCAGGGCAAGAGGACAGUGGGCUGUAUUGGUGUACGUCUGAAUCUGGACGCAGCAAUGCUGUCAACAUCACAGUGACAACUGGUGAUGUGAUUCUGGAGAGCCCUGUCUACCCUGUGACUGAAGGAGAUCCUUUGACUCUGCGCUGUUUAUCCCGGAACAGUCCCUCAGCCUUCAGUGCUGAUUUCUAUAAAGACGGAUCACUCCUUCAGAGCCAGACUACAGGAGAGAUGACCAUCCCUGCAGUCUCAAAGGCACAUGAGGGCCUUUACAAGUGCAGACACCCAGAGCUGGGAGAGUCACCAGAGAGCCGCAUCAUGGUCAUCAGCCCUUCAUCUGGAUUGCACAUCAGGCCAAGUCUCAGUAUUUCUACUCACAGCUGGACAGUUGAAGGAGACUCAGUGACUCUGAGCUGUGAGGUUACAGACGCCUCCUCCAACUGGACAUUCCUCUGGUACAGACUUGGUUAUUACAGGGCGGGCUUACCAUCCAUUAAGUACAGAGGGGAGUAUUACUCUGCAGAGCUCCUCCCAGACAGCAGCAGGGGAGCUGGAGGCUCCUACACUCUCAGCCCUGCUGCUCAUAAACACACUGGGCUUUAUGUGUGCAGAGCAGAGGGAGGAGAACCAGCCUACCAGACAGACUUCAGCAAUGUGAUACAUCUCUGGGUUUUGGGUCUGUCUCCUCCAGCCUCUCUGGUCAUCAGACCCAACAGAACUCAACAUUUCACACACAACUCUCUCUCUCUGAGCUGCGAGGUGCAGGACAACUCCACUGGAUGGGAACUGAGAUGGUGGACUCAGAGACCUGAUGAAUCAGAGUGUCCUGAUGGGUGGGAGUCAGAGGCAGGGCCCACAUGCAGCACCUCAAGCCCAGAGCAAGAGGACAGUGGGGUGUACUGGUGUGCAUCUGAAUCUGGAGAAAGCAAUGCUGUCAACAUCACAGUGACAAGUGGUGAUGUGAUUCUGGAGAGCCCUGCCCACCCUGUGACUGAAGGAGAUCCUUUGACUCUGCGCUGUUUAUCCCGGAACAGUCCCUCAACCUUCAGUGCUGAUUUCUUUAAAGACGGAUCACUCCUUCAGAGCCAGACUACAGGAGAGAUGACCAUCCCUGCAGUCUCCAAGGCACAUGAGGGCCUCUACAAGUGCAGACACACAGAGCUGGGAGAGUCACCAGAGAGCCGCAUCAGAGUCAUCAGUGAUGUAGAUAGCAAAGAGAAGGGGGCCCAGCACUGA